GGGACCUUCUUGUGUGUCUCUUGCACACAAGAAGAAUUAAGAAAAAACUUUAAUUUCAAAACAUAUGUGCAAAAUUCAAAAUUUCCCGGGCUGCAGCGCAUGUGUCAGCAGAGCAACGUCCACGUCAUAGCAGAAGUAACUACACAGGGGUGUCUGUAGGUUCACAAACAAGAACAGUUUUUGGAAUAGCACAGUUAACUGAGUCUCGCGUAAUGUCACCCUAGUGCUCCGAGACGACUCGCAUAUCCAAAUGAUGGUUACAUAGUGUUUAAUGCAACCAGCUUUUCGUUUACGAGGACUAUGUAAACACUGAGCUGUGCCUUGUCGGAUUCGGGUUGUCCAGGAUGGCGUGCCCGACGCAAUUCCUCUGCAAGGCACUGCGCACCGUGGGCCUGGUGCUUUUCUACUAUGUGUUUUCCAUUGGCAUAACAUUCUACAACAAGUGGCUCAUGAAGGACUUCCACUUUCCUCUGUUCAUGACGCUGGUGCAUCUCGUAAUAAUUUUCUGUUUCUCCACACUGACACGCUUUGCCAUGCAGUGCUGGAUGGGAAAGCCUCGAGUGAUCCUUCCCUGGAAGGUUUACCUUUCUAAAGUGGCCCCAACAGCCCUGGCGACAGCGCUGGAUAUCGGAUUGUCCAACUGGAGCUUCCUUUUCAUCACUAUUAGUUUGUACACCAUGACCAAGUCUUCAGCUGUUCUCUUCAUUCUCUUUUUCUCUCUGGUCUUCAAACUUGAGGAGCCGAACCCAUUCCUGAUCCUCGUGGUGUUGCUGAUAGCCAGUGGUCUGUUCAUGUUCACUUUGAAGUCCACUCAGUUUAAUCUGGAGGGUUUCAUCAUGGUCCUACUGGCCUCUUUUAUCGGAGGGAUCCGCUGGACUCUCACUCAAGUGCUCAUGCAGAAAGCAGAGCUUGGCCUUCAGAACCCCAUAGACACCAUGUAUCAUCUACAGCCUCUCAUGUUCCUGGGCCUCUUUCCUCUAUUUCUUUUUAAUGAGGGGCUGAGUGUGAGUACCACAGAGAAGCUCUUCAGGGUCAGUGAGCUUUCCCACCUUCUCUACUCACUGGUGACACUGUCUGUGGGUGGUAUGCUGGCAUUUGGUCUGGGCUUCUCAGAGUUCCUGCUGGUGUCUCGCACGUCCAGUCUCACGCUAUCUAUUGCAGGCAUUUUUAAGGAGGUGUGCACUCUGCUGCUGGCAGUGGAGUUCAUGGGGGAUAGAAUGAGCACAGUCAACUGGUUGGGCUUUGCUGUGUGUCUGUCUGGCAUAUCACUUCAUGUUGGCCUUAAAACAUACUAUAACAAAGGAAAUGGCCACAUGGUAAGACAACUACCAGUCAGAGACAACCCAGACCUUGAGCUUCCACUUCUACAGACAAAAGAUGACUAUUGUGAAGACACAAAUGAUGAAGAAGAGCAUGAGAUUCUUUAUUAGUUCAAGGACGACAUGAAUGUCCUAAAUAGACUUGUGGAAUGUUUUCCCAUAAAGGCUUAUAUAAAUGGUCACAUUGACCACAGGUACUUAUCUAGCCCCAGACAUGAUAUGAGCUUAUAAAGACAUUGAGCAGCUAAUGUACUGGGGUAUAUCUUUGUUGUUGAUCUCUCUUAGACAAAGAGAAACCUUUUGCUUUUAGGAAGACAGGACUCUAAAAGCAACUGGGUGGGUUAGUUCACCCAAACAUUUUACUUCAGUCUUCAUUUACUCACCCUCAUGCCACCCCAAACCUCUAUGACAUUUUUUUUUUUCUCUCUUGGACCACAAAAGGAAUGUCUUCCAUAAAAUAAAAGUGUAAGGAGAUGCAGGGCUACCAAGCCCGAAAAAAAAAGAUAAAAUGAUAAUUUAUCUAAUGUAAAGUCAUAUGGGUUUUGGAAGACAUGUGGGUAAGUAAAUUUGACAGAAUUUUAAUUUAUAGGUGAAAUAUAACUUCAGAAAACUGCUAGUGGCUUCGAUUUAAGCACAGGACCAAUCUCCAAGUGGCCUUACGUAUUUGUUUACAUGACAAUAAAGAAUUUAUUUUACUAAAUAUCAAUUUCCCACAAUAACCAUUUCACUAAUUAAGACACAGAAUGUGAGUGAAUUACUUGUUUGUUUGUUUUUUAAUAAAAUGAAUGAACUUUUUCUUCCA
This is a messenger RNA of Labeo rohita (rohu), 2121 nucleotides long. It is a transcript of the gene slc35h1, whose product is annotated as solute carrier family 35 member C2. Bases 345 to 1430 code for a protein of 361 amino acids. Gene Ontology annotation, biological process: UDP-glucose transmembrane transport. Gene Ontology annotation, molecular function: antiporter activity. Gene Ontology annotation, cellular component: cis-Golgi network; endoplasmic reticulum-Golgi intermediate compartment; Golgi apparatus. The transcript has 10 exons. The record is from RefSeq and is a predicted model, not a curated record. NCBI's taxonomy places the organism in Eukaryota, Metazoa, Chordata, Actinopteri, Cypriniformes, Cyprinidae.